AGUUCUUGUAGUUCCUGUAGUUACUGUAGUUGCUCUAGUUGUUGUAGUUGCUGUAGUUGCUGUAGUUGUUGUAGUUAUCGUAGUUCCUGUAGUUGUUGUAGUUCCUGUAGUUCCUGUAGUAGCAGUAGUUGUUGUAGUUGUUGUAGUUGCUGUAGUUGUUGUAGUUGUGUAGUUCUUGUAGUUCCUGUAGUUGCUGUAGUUCUUGUAGUUCCUGUAGUUGCUGUAGUUGUUGUAGUCAUCGUAGUUCCUGUAGUUGUUGUAGUUGUUGUAGUUGCUGUAGUUGUUGUAGUUGCUGUAGUUGUGUAGUUGUUGUAGUUGUGUAGUUCUUGUACUUCCUGUAGUUGCUGUAGUUGUUGUAGUUGCUGUAGUUCUUGUAGUUGUGUAGUUCUUGUAGUUCCUGUAGUUGCUUUAGUUGUUGUAGUUAUCGUAGUUCCUGUAGUUGCUGUAGUUGCUGUAGUUGUUGUAGUUCUUGUAGUUCCUGUAGUUGCUGUAGUUCUUGUAGUUGUGUAGUUCUUGUAGUUGUGUAGUUCUGUAGUUUCUGUAGUUGUUGUAGUUGCUGUAGUUCUUGUAGUCGUGUAGUUCUUGUAGUUCUUGUAGUUCCUGUAGUUCCUGUAGUU
Porites lobata is the source of this 617-nucleotide messenger RNA. The record is from the annotation of a GenBank genome assembly. NCBI's taxonomy places the organism in Eukaryota, Metazoa, Cnidaria, Anthozoa, Scleractinia, Poritidae.